This is a messenger RNA of Aspergillus mulundensis, 861 nucleotides long. RefSeq lists its product as uncharacterized. The record is from RefSeq and is a predicted model, not a curated record. The transcript has a single exon. Bases 1 to 861 code for a protein of 286 amino acids. NCBI's taxonomy places the organism in Eukaryota, Fungi, Ascomycota, Eurotiomycetes, Eurotiales, Aspergillaceae.
AUGUCUCAGCAAACCGUGUACUGCCCCAUCUGCGAGGCCCCCGCGGUCGAAAUCUGCCACAGCGAGCACCUGGUCGAGGCCAAGCCCUCGACCGUGAGCAGCCCCGAGCUCUCCGCAGCGCUAUUCGAGUCGUUCACGACCUUCACCGACACCCUCCAAUGCGAUACAUUCGACGAGAACCUGCAGCCCCUCACGCUAUGCAGGCAAACGGAAGCCGAGUUCCGCGCGCAGAUGGACGAGGUCUGCCAGUUCAUCGACCUGAACCCGGCGUUCGACCUGGAUUUCGAGGAUGCCGUGGCCGCCCAGGCUGGUGCACGUCCGGACACAGCACCCAUGGUAUCUGAGUCUGGCGUCGUGAUUGCACCUCCGUAUGAUCGUGGUCUUGAUCCUUCGCCGGAAUUCUCACCUAUCACUCCUUCGAAUUCGCCUCAGUUCUCAUCUGCCUCUCUGCCUGUCCCUCCCCCUGCCCCUGCCCCUGCCCCUGCACCUCGAUCCGCUCCCUCCCCCAAGGGGAACGAGGUCCCCGCGCGCCUCCCGCAGCGCAGGAGCGUCCGCUUCAACCGAGCCGUCACAGACAAAGACAGUGCGGGGUAUAUCGACGAGGUCAACAAGAUGCAGAUCCGCGCCUGGCAGGCACAGAAGGACAUUGAGGCCUCUGUGGCCACGCUUAAGCUGAAGGGCGAGCGUGCCAAGAUGUGCGAUAGGGCGCUUAACACGGUGCGAGGGAAGGUCCAACAGUGGGAGCAGGAGAAGGAGGCCGGGAAGGUUGAUCUGAAGGAGGGGAAGGAGAUUAUCCUCAACUUGGAGAAGUUUGUGGCCAACAUGAAGUGGGAUUUGGCGAGGAGGGAUUGGAAGGGGUAA